GUAAAGCGCGGCGGUCGAACGGCCGGUUCCGGCUGAAUGUCAGUGCGGGGCUGUGGGCCGGAUAGGAAGGUGGUUGGUGGUGUCCCCGCCACCCCCUCCGUUACCUCCUCCGUUUCUGCCGUCGCAGCAGGCGUCCAGCCGCUCAGCCGCUCAGGCAUGAGACCGUGAAGCGAGCAACGGGCCAGGGCCGCCGACAUGUUUGGCCGCUCGCGGAGCUGGGUGGGCGGGGGCCAUGGCAAGUCUUCCCGCAAUAUCCACUCCUUGGACCACCUCAAGUAUCUGUACCAUGUUUUGACCAAAAACACCACUGUCACAGAGCAGAACCGGAACCUGCUGGUGGAGACCAUUCGAUCCAUCACCGAGAUCCUGAUCUGGGGGGAUCAGAAUGACAGCUCUGUAUUUGACUUCUUCCUGGAGAAGAACAUGUUCGUUUUCUUCUUGAACAUCCUGCGGCAGAGGUCGGGCCGCUACGUGUGCGUUCAGCUGCUGCAGACCCUGAACAUCCUCUUCGAGAACAUCAGUCACGAGACCUCGCUCUAUUAUUUGCUCUCUAAUAACUAUGUAAAUUCUAUCAUUGUCCAUAAGUUUGACUUUUCCGAUGAAGAGAUUAUGGCAUAUUACAUAUCGUUCCUGAAAACGCUUUCGUUAAAACUCAACAACCACACUGUGCAUUUCUUUUACAAUGAGCACACUAAUGACUUCGCCCUGUACACAGAAGCCAUCAAAUUUUUCAAUCACCCUGAAAGCAUGGUUAGAAUUGCUGUAAGAACCAUAACUUUAAAUGUCUACAAAGUGUCAUUGGAUAACCAGGCCAUGCUGCACUAUAUCAGAGACAAGACCGCCGUCCCUUACUUUUCCAAUCUGGUCUGGUUCAUUGGGAGCCACGUGAUCGAACUCGAUAACUGUGUACAGACAGAUGAGGAGCACCGGAAUCGGGGGAAGCUGAGUGACCUGGUGGCCGAGCACCUGGACCACCUGCACUAUCUCAACGACAUCCUGAUCAUCAACUGCGAGUUCCUCAACGAUGUGCUCACGGACCACCUGCUCAACAGGCUCUUCCUGCCCCUCUACGUGUACUCGCUGGAGAACCAGGACAAGGGAGGAGAACGGCCAAAAAUCAGCCUGCCCGUUUCCCUGUACCUUCUGUCACAGGUCUUCCUAAUUAUACACCACGCACCCCUGGUGAACUCGUUAGCUGAAGUCAUCCUGAAUGGCGAUCUGUCUGAGACGUACGCUAAGCCCGAACAGGAUGUUCAGAGAAGCUGUGCCAAGCCCAGCAUCCGGUGCUUCAUCAAACCCACCGAGACGCUAGAGCGGUCCCUUGAGAUGAACAAGCACAAGGGCAAGCGGCGGGUGCAAAAGAGACCCAACUACAAAAAUGUUGGGGAGGAGGAAGACGAGGAGAAAGGGCCAGCCGAGGAUGCCCAGGAAGACGCCGAGAAGGCUAAAGGUACAGAGGGUGGUUCCAAAGGCACCAAGACCAGUGGGGAGAAUGAAGAGAUAGAGAUGGUGAUCAUGGAGCGCAGCAAGCUCCCGGAGCUGGCGGCUGGCACCUCGGUGCAGGAGCAGAACACCACGGACGAGGAGAAGAGCGCUGCCACCGGCCUGGAGAGCGCCCAGUGGAGCAGACCCUUCCUGGAUAUGGUGUACCACGCCCUGGACAGCCCGGACGAUGACUACCACGCGCUGUUCGUGCUCUGCCUGCUGUACGCCAUGUCUCACAACAAAGGCAUGGAUCCUGAGAAGCUAGAGCGGAUCCAGCUCCCAGUGCCCAGCGCAGCUGAGAAGACUGCCUACAACCACCUUCUGGCCGAGAGGCUCAUCAGGAUCAUGAACAGCGCCGCGCAGCCAGACGGGAAGAUCCGGCUGGCCACGCUGGAGCUGAGCUGCCUGCUGCUGAAGCAGCAAGUCGUCACCAGCACGGGCUGCAUCAUCAAAGACGUGCACCUGGCCUGCUUGGAGGGCGCCAGAGAAGAAAGCGUUCACCUGGUGCGGCACUUUUAUAAGGGAGAAGAAAUCUUCUUGGACAUGUUCGAAGACGAGUACAGGAGCAUGACGAUGAAGCCCAUGAACGUGGAAUAUCUCAUGAUGGACGCCUCCAUCCUGCUGCCCCCGACGGGCACGCCGCUGACCGGCAUCGACUUUGUGAAGCGGCUGCCUUGCGGGGACGUGGAGAAGACGCGGCGGGCCAUCCGGGUGUUCUUCAUGCUCCGCUCCCUGUCACUGCAACUGCGAGGGGAGCCCGAGACCCAGCUGCCGCUGACCCGAGAGGAAGACCUGAUCAAAACGGACGACGUCCUGGAUCUGAACAACAGCGACCUGAUCGCCUGCACGGUGAUCACCAAGGACGGCGGCAUGCUCCAGCGGUUCCUGGCUGUCGACAUUUACCAGAUGAGUCUGGUGGAGCCCGACGUGUCCCGGCUGGGCUGGGGAGUGGUCAAGUUUGCCGGCCUUCUGCAGGACAUGCAGGUGACUGGCGUGGAGGACGACAGCCGCGCCCUGAACAUCACCAUCCACAAGCCCGCGUCCAGCCCCCACUCCAAGCCCUUCCCCAUCCUCCAGGCCACCUUCAUCUUCUCGGACCACAUCCGCUGCAUCAUCGCCAAGCAGCGCCUGGCCAAGGGCCGCAUCCAGGCGAGGCGCAUGAAGAUGCAGAGGAUAGCUGCCCUCCUGGACCUCCCGAUCCAGCCGACCACUGAGGUCCUGGGGUUUGGUCUCGGCUCCUCCUCCAGCCAGCACCUGCCUUUCCGCUUCUACGACCAGUGCCGCCGGGGCAGCAGCGACCCCACCGUACAGCGCUCCGUGUUCGCCUCCGUGGACAAGGUGCCAGGCUUCGCUGUGGCCCAGUGCAUAAACCAGCACAGCUCGUCCUCCCUGUCCUCGCCGUCGCCUUCCGCCAGUGGGAGCCCCAGCGGCAGCGGGAGUACCAGCCACUGCGACUCGGGAGGUGCCAGCUUGUCGUCCACCCCCUCUGCUGCCCAGAGCCCGGCAGAUGAACUCCCGACUGCAGAACAGCCUCAGCCUAACCUUCCCGACCAGUUGGUGAUCGUCAGUGAAACAGAAGCAGACACCAGGCCCUGCAAGAGCCUGGUGAGGAGCGCGGACGCAGAGCCAGUCAGCCUGUCCCCCAGCCUCAUCCCCGCCCAGCAGCCCACCAUCUCCCUGCUCUUCGAGGACACUGCCGACACGCUGAGUGUAGAGUCGCUGACCCUCGUCCCGCCCGUCGACCCCCGCAGCCUCCGCACCCUCGCUGGUAUCCCCCCGCCACCCACGCCAGCCGCGGCAGACACAGGGGCCCCAGGCGAGGGGACCGCGCCCCCGGAGCCAGCGGGCCCGGCCGAGCACUGAGCUGGCCUCCCUCUGUGUGUGGGCCCCGCUGGCAGGGACCCAGUGCAGCCGACGUGAGGGUUCUGCGCAGCCCCAGUAACCGGCUCCCGCCAUCCUUGCCCCUUCACCUCUUAGAAUCCCCCUGUCACUUCGCACCCCUUUGAGCGCAGGCUGGGGCCUGCAGAGACUCCCCUGGAGAACCCAGGUGGCCGAGGCGGCUGCCUCGGGGAAGAAGUUGGGCUCCUGGCCUCAGAGCCCUCGGCCCGGGGUGGCAGGACCCACCAGCAACACCCAGCACUCGCGUCGUUGGCCAGCCCCUCCCCAGCCUCGGAGGCCCUCUGCCGCCACCCCCAGUGUGUCCAGAAGAGCGGACAUGGUCACUUUGUAGAAAUGUGUAGAAAAGCAAACUUCGAUAAACAUCUCCUUUGGAUAUUUAUUCCUGCUUUUGGCAGCAGAUGAAAAGCAUCUAUGUAAAAAGCAUCUAUUUAAAAACAAAAGUUCAAAAAAAAAAAAUCCUCCACCCUAAGGUUUGAUGUCGUGUUAAAAGCGUAAUAUUACCGUUCCGGUCGCAUUUUCAUUUUCCCUUGACCUUCCCAGGGUUCAGGUUUCGAGUUUGCAGUUGGGCUUUCUCCGUUUUCUUCAGGGGGUCUUAUUUCUUAAUUACUCUCUAAAUCUGCAAGCCUGCGGAAUGACAAAAGUCCCUUCCUGGAAAGUUUAGAGUAUUUCUUAAACAAAAACACAGGAGAGACACGUAUUCUCAGGUACACCCAGAGCCAAGGGGCCGAAAGUUUCUCUGCCUUGGUAGCCCCCGGGGGAGCUGGCGUUACCUAAAAGGUCUUUCCACGAAAGGGGACGGUGCCAUCACCUCCCCGCCCAGGACCGGUCCUCAUCUCUCUGGACUAAAACCAAACAGGACGGUUUUCCAGCCUCACCUUGGCUUGUUACCACAAGUUUGUCUAAGGAAGGACCACUUGGGCCUGGGCAGAUUCCAGCCCCGGUGGCCGUGAUGGAAAAACAAAGUCAUGGAAACCACCUUCCGCGUAUGUCACCUGCCGCUCGACUGUGUGGGUGCCUGCGUGCCGGGAACCCCAAGAACCAGGCCCGCCCCCCGCCCCCGCCAACAGCCAGGGUGUGAUACCCAAGCUCGCAGCGUCGCCCCGGGAGCUAGGAGGUCGGCCCCCUUCCUCUCCGCCACUGCUGUGAAGAUGCAGGCUCGUUUUUUCAGUGCAAAGCCCCAGUUCCUGCUCCAUGUGGGGCUGGGUGUGUGCAGGCCAGUUCGCCACUGACUCCAGUAAAGCUCCAAAGACGUCCUUUCUACCCAGCCAGGCACAGCCAAGCAGCCCUCCCUUCCUGGGCCAGUGCCCAGAUCUUCCACACCUUGCCCCCCGAUAUCCCACAGGCGUGUCAACACCCGCUGUGUCAGUCCGCUGGGCCAGGCCGGCCCAGGCCAGACAUCCACCUCCCGAAGGAAGCACGCAGGCCGCACAUGGGAGGGGGUGGUGCCAGCAAGGAUGGGUCUCCAGCCUUCAGAGGCCCUCCGGGAGCUGUGCCCGGCCAGGGACCCUGUCAAGGGAGGCCAAGCCGUGGCCUUCCUUCAUCGAGGGCGCCGGGGAAAGACAGGCAGCCGGGGACGGAGCAGGGGAGAAGCGACGCGUGGUCAGGGAUGGGGGUCCCACGUCCCUCGGCAGCCUCUGGUUCUGCUUGGACACGGGGGGGCUAGCCACUCACUCCCGGUUCUGAACCGACUCUGGAGCAGCAGACGUGAGAGGAGGCCGGCGGCGCCAUUGGUGCAGGCGGACCCUCCCCCGGACCACCCCCCUGCCGUCCGAAAUCCAGGGGCUUCAUGGCCGCUGAGCUCUACGGGAGAAAGGUCUCAGGCGGGGGGGACGGCACCCCCAGGAGGGCCCAAGGCAGCGUCACCCCGGCCGGGAGAGCUGAAGGCAGCCGAGCCCUGUGGGCUGCUGCCUCGGAGGUGCCAGUCGAGCCAAGCGCCUGCCCCACCCCAGGCCAAGGGCAGCAAGCAAGGUCUCGGCUCUGUCUUCAGGAGCACCCUGAACACCUAACAGCGGGGGCACGUUCCGAGGGGCCUGGCCGGCCUGUGUGCGUGGCGUCUCAUGUUGGGCAGAGGAGUCGAGCCGGGAUCACGGGUCCCAAACUUGGAUCUCUGGGGUCAGCCUCGGCAGGCCCGUCUAGCCCGCCACCUCCAUGGCCCUGCAGAGACCCUCCCGAAGUCCACAUCAGGUGCCUGGGGGUUGGCCACACGAACCCCUAAACGUCAGCUUUGACGUUGCUGUGGGGACUCGAGCCAACCAGGAUGCCCCUCCCUCAAAGUCAGGCUGAGGCCGGGAGCCCCCAGGGAGGGUCUUCCCGCCCCCAGCAGGCCCUCAACGCCACCCUCCCCGCAUUGGGCCUGCCCUGCUCGGUGUUCCCUGCAGAAGGCAGCCCCACCGAAGCACCUGCGCUGCAGGCGGCCGGGGGCGAGCCAAGAAACCCACCUCUGUAGAGACACACUAGAUUUCUCCAAGGUCUCAAGAGGCACCGUCAAGAGGGGCACGGAGUGAGCUGAUUCUCAUCUUUUCUAGAUGCAAUAACUAAGUAAUGGUUAACGUAGCCAGGAUGGCAUUGGGCAUCUGCUGUGAGGGUUUCUCAUUCCUCUGAGCAGAAAAUACGUACAUGAUUCUUGUCCCGAGGAGGAGCAGGGUUGGGAAACCUCGUGUUUCUGGGCUGCAGGACCGUUGCAGGGAAGUACCUGCUCUCGCCAGCAUGACUCAUGCUUCGUGGGUACUGAACACGAGGGUGGAAAUGAAAACUGGAACUUCCUUGUAAAUUUGAACUUGGCAAUAAAAGAGAAAACGUUACCGAGAA
Phacochoerus africanus (Common warthog) is the source of this 6192-nucleotide messenger RNA. It is a transcript of the gene CLEC16A, whose product is annotated as C-type lectin domain containing 16A. Gene Ontology annotation, cellular component: endolysosome membrane; late endosome. The transcript is spliced from 24 exons. Gene Ontology annotation, biological process: regulation of autophagosome maturation; endosome to lysosome transport; endosomal transport. Lineage: Eukaryota; Metazoa; Chordata; Mammalia; Artiodactyla; Suidae. The coding region runs from base 196 to 3348 and encodes 1050 amino acids. The record is from RefSeq and is a predicted model, not a curated record.